AUGUCUGAAGGGCCAUGUAGGUUGGUCACGUAUCCGGGAAUCCUCCCAACUCCAACCUUCUCUUCUGCCACCGAUCGAUUCGAACUAUUCGAACUCCGCAUUUGCAUUUCCUGUUCUCGUAACCUCAGGCUCGUUGACAUCUUCCAUCCCCCCUCGUAUUCCUCGUAUCCCGCGUUCUCCUCCUCGCCAGUGUCUGGGCCAGCUACGGGUAACUUUGGCGUGGCGUGUCGACAACAUCCACCACCUCCUCAGCUAGACGGGGAACAUCGACACAACCGUUGA
Molecule: messenger RNA, 282 nt
Organism: Histoplasma capsulatum G186AR
Lineage: Eukaryota; Fungi; Ascomycota; Eurotiomycetes; Onygenales; Ajellomycetaceae
Exons: 2
Coding region: 1-282 (93 amino acids)
Source: RefSeq, a predicted model, not a curated record